AUGGUUGGUCCUUGUCCAUGGCCACCAAAUCCUCCUGCUUGUUGGCCGCAGCUGCCUCCUGGCAUGCCUCCCAUUCCUCCUGCUCCAGGCAUGCCACCAUACUGGUUGUUCUGUCCGCCUCCAUACAGUUUAGCCAUGAUUGGACUGCAAAUUCUGGUGAGUUCUUUUUCUUUGUCUUCAAAUUCUUCCUUUUCAGCCAAGUUGUUGCUGUCAAGCCACCUCAGGCAAGACUCACAUUCUCUCUCAAUGGUGGAUUUGUCUUCAGAAGACAGUUUGUCUCCGCAGUCCUGUACAGCCUGUUUGAGUUGGAAGAUGUAG
Messenger RNA from Acanthoscelides obtectus, 318 nucleotides. NCBI's taxonomy places the organism in Eukaryota, Metazoa, Arthropoda, Insecta, Coleoptera, Chrysomelidae. The record is from the annotation of a GenBank genome assembly.